This is a messenger RNA of Musca vetustissima, 1650 nucleotides long. RefSeq names its product probable nuclear hormone receptor HR3 (gene Hr3). The transcript has 9 exons. Gene Ontology annotation, cellular component: nucleus. Gene Ontology annotation, biological process: regulation of transcription by RNA polymerase II. The coding region runs from base 67 to 1518 and encodes 483 amino acids. Gene Ontology annotation, molecular function: zinc ion binding; RNA polymerase II cis-regulatory region sequence-specific DNA binding; nuclear receptor activity. NCBI's taxonomy places the organism in Eukaryota, Metazoa, Arthropoda, Insecta, Diptera, Muscidae. The record is from RefSeq and is a predicted model, not a curated record.
AAAAUCAUUUUCGGCCUCUUUUCGUUUUUCGUUCAACGCCGCGCAACAACACAAACCAAAACUAUAAUGUAUACGCAACGUAUGUUUGAUAUGUGGAACAGUGUCACAUCCAAACUGGAAGCACACGCAAACACCUUGGGACAGAGCAAUGUACAAUCACCAGGACAAAAUAACUCAAGCGGAUCGAUAAAAGCUCAAAUUGAAAUCAUACCCUGCAAAGUGUGUGGAGACAAGUCAUCAGGUGUCCAUUACGGCGUUAUCACGUGCGAGGGCUGCAAAGGUUUCUUUAGGCGAUCGCAGAGUUCUGUGGUUAAUUAUCAGUGCCCCCGCAACAAGCAAUGCGUUGUCGAUCGUGUUAAUCGCAAUCGGUGUCAAUAUUGUAGACUGCAAAAGUGCCUCAAAUUGGGAAUGAGCCGAGAUGCUGUAAAAUUCGGCAGAAUGUCAAAGAAACAAAGAGAAAAAGUCGAAGACGAGGUGAGAUUUCACAGAGCUCAGAUGCGAGCACAGAGUGAUGCGGCGCCCGAUUCAUCGGUAUUCGAUACACAGACGCCGUCGAGUAGCGACCAGUUGCACCACAGUUACAAUGGCUACGGCUACUCGAGCAAUGAAGUCAGUUAUGGCAGUCCGUAUGGCUACUCGGCCUCGGUGACGCCUCAGCAAACAAUGGCAUACGACAUAUCCGCAGACUAUGUGGACAGUACUACGUAUGAACCGCGAAGUACGAUGAUGGAUCCCGAAUUUAUCAGUCAUGCAGACGGUGACAUAAACGACGUUCUCAUAAAAACCUUAGCGGAAGCCCAUGCAAAUACCAACACCAAGCUGGAGGUGGUGCACGAAAUGUUUAGGAAACCACAGGACAUCUCAAGAAUACUUUAUUAUAAGAAUCUGGGCCAACAGGAGCUGUGGCUGGACUGUGCGGAGAAGCUAACUCAAAUGAUACAGAAUAUCAUCGAAUUUGCCAAAUUGAUACCAGGCUUUAUGCGUCUAAGUCAGGACGAUCAGAUCCUUCUAUUAAAGACGGGGUCAUUUGAGCUGGCGAUUGUUCGAAUGUCUCGGCUGUUGGAUCUCUCACAGAAUGCGGUUCUGUAUGGAGAUGUUAUGCUGCCCCAGGAAGCCUUCUACACAUCCGACUCUGAGGAAAUGCGACUAGUGUCACGCAUUUUCCAAACGGCUAAGUCCAUAGCCGAAUUAAAACUGACUGAAACUGAAUUGGCUCUGUAUCAAAGUUUGGUCCUGCUGUGGCCAGAGCGAAAUGGCGUUCGUGGGAAUACGGAAAUUCAGAGGCUUUUCAACUUAAGUAUGAAUGCAAUAAGGCAGGAACUUGAGGCCAAUCAUGCUCCGCUCAAGGGUGAUGUGACGGUACUGGAUACAUUACUCAAUAAUAUUCCCAAUUUCCGUGACAUUUCGAUUCUGCACAUGGAAGCGCUGAGUAAAUUCAAGCAACAACAUCCCAAUGUCGUGUUCCCUGCCCUCUACAAGGAACUAUUCUCCAUAGACUCACCCCAGGAUCUCACAUAACAGCAGCAGGUAUACGAUGAUACCACCACCACAGCAACACCAACAGCGGUAGCAGCAGCGACCACAACAUCAUCUGUGACCAACAACCUAGCAGAAGAAUCUGUAACAGCAACAACAGCUAUCGUAGAAGUC